Molecule: messenger RNA, 1127 nt
Organism: Drosophila obscura
Lineage: Eukaryota; Metazoa; Arthropoda; Insecta; Diptera; Drosophilidae
Gene: Txl
Product: thioredoxin-like protein 1
Exons: 3
Coding region: 133-996 (287 amino acids)
Source: RefSeq, a predicted model, not a curated record
UGUUCACACAAAUGUGUCGUGUCGUUGUGCAGGACUACAAAAACCAGUGCUGCGUAGGGGUCAGAAUUCGCUUAGAUGCCCAGUCAUCUUUUUGUUGUCGGUUCCAGUUUUUGCAAUUAAAGCAUAUUAACGAUGGCUGUUCGCGUUAUUAACGACGAAUCACAUUUCCAAGCUGAAUUGGCCCAGGCUGGUGUCCGCCUGGUAGUGGUGGACUUCACGGCCACUUGGUGCGGCCCAUGCCAAAGAAUUGCACCUAUUUUCGAGCUAUUUCCCAAUAAGUACCCAAAUGCCAUCUUCCUGAAGGUGGAUGUGGACAAAUGCCAGGACACGGCCGCUGGCCAGGGUGUGUCGGCCAUGCCCACGUUCAUAUUCUACAGAAACAGGACCAAAAUCGAUCGCAUUCAGGGCGCUGACGUUAACGGACUGGAGGCCAAGAUUCAGGAACAUAUUGGCACUAGCAGCGGCGAAGAGGCCGGCGAAGAUUAUGGCCAGGGUCUGAUGGAGCUCAAUACAUUCAUCUCGAAGCAGGAGUGCGAGUGCCUGAAUGAGGCCGACGAUCACAAUCUCAAACAUGCCCUAGCCUCAGCCGGCGGCUACUUGCAGUCCGACUGCGAUGAGCAGCUGAUCUUAUCCAUCACUUUCAAUCAGGCCGUAAAGAUUCAUUCGUUAAAGUUCAAGGCUCCGUCUCAGCUGGGUCCCAAGGAUGUGAAGCUGUUCAUCAAUCAGCCGCGUACCAUUGACUUUGAUAUGGCAGAGUCCAUGAGCAGCGUUCAAGAUCUAACCUUGGCCGAAAAGGAGCUGGAGAACGGUGCACCAGUCAAUCUGCGCUAUGUGAAAUUCCAGAAUGUACAAAACAUACAGAUCUUCGUGAAGAACAAUCAGUCGGGCGGCGAUGUGACACAGAUCGAUUAUAUUGGCUUUAUCGGCUCCCCAAUCAUGACAACAAAGAUGAACGAUUUCAAGCGUGUGGCCGGCAAGAAGGGCGAAAGCCACUAGGACAGUCACCUCAAAAAAAAAAAAACUGAAAUUUAACGUUUUUCCAAUGUUUUUGCGGCAUUUCUUUUUAAACUUUCGACUUACAACUAAGCAAUGUACAUCAAAAUGCAUAAAGAAUCAUAUAAAAACGG